CCUGGUCGUCGCACUUGACGCUAUCCUGCGCCACAGUCAGACAGCGCAGGAGUGAACUUUCGAAGAUGGCGUCCCGUUUGUGUACUGUGUUGUUCCCGUCAAUGGGUAUUAUAGCGAUUUCCAGCCUUUGCGUCCUGCUCAUCGUUGAAACCUCGGCUGUGCAUUAUGACGUGGCCGGCGCUGCUGCUGCAGAGCUGUCACGCGAAGACAUUGUGUCACUCCAUCGUGUCCGACGUGGCUCUGGCACCAGUGAGCCAACCAAAAAGCCAACGAUGGACACUAAAAAGGUGCCUGACCAAGACACCCGUCAUAAAAAUGCCGGAGCUAUCCAAGCACAAGGAGAUUCCCGUAGAGGAAAGUGCAGGGCCACCCGCAGUUCCCACGCCAGUCGUAGUGGCACCGCCAGCUGCGCCUGUUCCGCCACCGGCACCACAGCAGCAUCUGGUGGCCAAUUUUACCUCCGAAGCUCCGGCAGUGCCCCCCAACAUUGCUGUUACCGCCGCACCUGCCAACACCGAGACGAGCAAUGUGUCGAUGCCAACUCAGGUGCCACCGUUAGCGACAUCUUUCCUCAGCGAAGAAGAGCUGGAGAGCCUUGUUGAGUCGGGCAAUGUGACACUGCCCCCAGGGUACCAGAACCAGACGGAUCACCACGACUACUACAACACCACAUUCUAUGCGGACCCAGCUACAGUGCGGAGCCUUUGGACAGACAUGGACUCACUGCCCAGUGAGCACGUCAUCACCCAUGACAUGCUCUCUGUGUCGCACCGACGGGCCGCUACGGUCAACUUAAGCUUCGACUUUCCCUUCUAUGGCCACCCAGUGCGGAACAUCACCAUUGCCACAGGAGGUUUCCUAUUCACAGGCUACAUGCUGCACGUGUGGUUGGCUGCAACGCAGUUCAUUGCACCCCUCAUGGCCAAUUUUGAGACUAUCUCCAGCAAUGACUCGUCAGUCAAGUAUGUCGACAAUGGCACAUCUUUUGUGGUGGAGUGGCACCAGGUUGUAUUGCAGGACAAGCCCAAUGGAGGCAACUACACGUUCCAGGCCGUGCUGCACAAAAAUGGAGACAUUGUCUUUGUCUACAAAGAUCUGCCAAUGGCUGUGACCGAAAUUCCUGACCGGAGCCACCCUGUCAAAGUUGGAAUCUCAGAUGCCUACAUGUUUGACCGCAUGGUUUUCUUUGUCAAGCGGAAGACUAUAUAUGAGUACCACCAGGUGAGCAAGAAGAGCGACAUCAUUCGCAGCAACACUGCUAUAGUGUUCACCGCCCUACCGACGUGCCUGGGCCUGAAGACAUGUACAGAGUGCCGUUCAGCGCAGCUCUCAUUCAGCUGCUCUUGGUGUGAUGCGGUGCAGCGCUGCUCAAGUGGCGUUGACCGGCACCGCCAAAGCUGGCUGGAGAACCAGUGUGACCUCGAGGAAAAGAAAAAUGCCUCGCAGUGCACCGCUCCUCCCCGCACCACCGUAUCACCUCCAGCAACAUCACCACGCAGCUCCGCUACUUCAGCAGCUGCCAAUGCUUCUACCGCCGUCGCCAAUGCGACCAGCGACGUACCAAAGGUGGUCCCCAUUCACUCCAACGACGUGCACGGAGACGCAGCAGCGCACAGUGCAGCCGACAUGCCAUCGGACGGCUCCUCGUCAUCCCAUGCCGUCAGCUCUGGAACGGUGGUUGCUGUAAUAAUGAUCCUGGUGCUUGUUGUUGCCGUUGGUGUGUGGUUGCUGUAUGCCUACCGCAACCCACAGACACCCGCUGGACAGCUCCUCAUCAAGUAUCGUCCGAGCCAGUGGAGGCUUCACGGUGAAGCACGCUACACGGCCGCCACGUCGGUCCAUAUCUGAGGAAGCUGGCCGGUGGUCAACGACUUGGGACGAAAAUGUUGUGCCCCUCAAGGAGCACAACGUGACAUCGAAACGAGGAGCCAGUUCUUGCUCUUGGGAUCAUCAGCUCCACAGACUUCGAGAACUGACUCAUCUGUUCAGCUCUCCCCCUCCCCCUAUUCUAUUCACCUCUCUCUUGUAGUGCUUGGACUCCUCUGCGCAGUGGGUGAACAUGUAGCAGUGCAUUUUAUUUUGGGUAGUCAAUCAAGGAAGACACUAGCAAUGGCCGUCUUCUUUAUCGGUCACUCGUUUUGGGGAUUUCCGCAGUUUUACCGGGCAGUAUGAGCAGACAAACAAACAAUAGCUCCGGGCCUGCAUCUACUCCCAUCAAUGCUUUCAAGCACACCGACGAGGCAGAUCGCUGAAGUGUAACACCAGCAAGUGCUUGAUAAUAGCAAGACUCGAGUCUCCCCUGCAGUGAUCAAUGUCAACUAUAGCUCAGCGCUCCAUGUUCUCAUUGGGCUGGGGCCAACGGCAUCUGUCAUCCUAUCGGAACCUGUAGCUUGCGGUAGAAGCAUGCACUGAAGACUCGGAAAGACGGGGAUGCCUAUCCCUAGUGCUGCUAGCACAAUAGAUGAACAAAUUGAUGCAUUAACCAUCUUGAUGCAAGAAAUGCACCUUAUUGCAGCAAGCAUGCACGGCUCAGCAAUCCGAGCAGUUGUGCUCAUCACUGACUGUAGCAGCUAUUUAUUGCUUUGUUAUCUCAGAUGGCACACUGCCCCCUUUCAUAGACAACUUCAUGCACUCGGCAUUCCAGGAAAGUUUGCUGCCUCUGGGCUCUUCAACCAGUGCUGAAUUGGCACCCCUCCUUGGCGGAAAAUAAGUCGAGGAUAGCCAAGCUCGUCUUUAGAAGGCAUUGUAUUUCAAAAACAUUCCCCACUGUUCUAUAACCUGCUAGUGUCAUCUCAAGUGUCAAAGUACUUGAGCACCACAAUUUGGAGGAGCUUCUUUUGCAAUGUUUACCGGUGUGAAUCGUUACGAAACAGUCAAGAGGCGGCGCUUUUUUCAACUUACUUGCAUGAGGCACACUUUAAGUCGAGGCCACUCUUGUCCACAUGACGUUGAGUUCUUGCUAGUGUGUAAGGGAUAGGCAGACUUGUUGCUAGAACUGUCACAGUGCUGUUGUUCAGCCUGCUGUACUGCUACCACGAGUUUAUUUGUAAGCAUCACUUUAUACUUAUGCAGCGAGCUUGAUUGGGUACAUGCUGCCAAAGCUACAUCGUUCAGAAGCUUCAUUUACUCAGUUUACUGCUACACGUACAUUCCAUUGUAGCUUGACAAAGAAAGCUUCUCUUGGGUCUUGUUAUUGAGUGGUACGUCAGUGGUCAGUUAGCAUUUAUUUGGACUGGCCGGAGGGUUUGCAUGUGGGCAUUUUCCAUGUACCAUGAAAAUCCAGUGACCGUGAUGGCAAGACUUCGAAAUAGUUUUCUUACAUUUGCGGAGGUCAAGAUGCGUGGUGCCACUGCUAGUGCCUUCAGUGAUUGCUCAGAGCUUUUUCUCCCGAAAGCUUCUACACUUUUGCGAGGCUGUUGUCACAGCUAGGUGUCUUUAGUCUUUGCGUUUUGCUCCUAUAUCCCAUUUACUCGUGCAUCUUAUGUGCAGCUGGUACUAGCAUGCAACGGUAGCGAUGCUCUGACACUUAGAAAUUACCAGUAGCACUAGUCUGUGCUAAAAGCGCUAAAUCAAGCAACUGGUCUUGACAGUCACUUACAGGCAGCAAGAGACAUAAAUCAAAAAGUGCUGUGCUUUGUGUUUAGCAUGGACAGUGUGUCACAGUUCUGUGCUAGUGAAACAAUUAGCAGUGCACUAGUACCGAUUUCACUGGCACUUAACAUUUGCUAUUUAGUUUGGUAAAGUACUGCUGCGGCACGCUGUGUACCUUUAGUCACGCCAAUAUUCCAUUGGUUUUAGCUGUGGUAUGAGCUGACACAGUACAUGUAAUUUGUCGUACCAGGCUGACGUGUUGCUCUGAAUCUGGUUCUACAGCACUGUCUGUAUACAACAUGCUGUUUUCUUGAUUAAUCAAAAUGUUGCAUGCAAGCUAAUCUCCUUCACAUGGUCACUGCUGUAGACAUAGCAACAUCCUGCCUCACAAAGAAAGCUGCUUUUUUAACCUUGCACUGGUCGUUUUGACAGUCUAAUCUCGUUAGAAUUAAGCCGUGCAUCUGACAAAAGUGCUUGUUCAUGUUGAAGACAAAACAUUAUGAAUAUAACCAGUACUGAAUUGUGAAACGUGCAAUGGGGUUGUCAAAAGGCAGUUUGGUGCCCUCUUUUGGACAGGUUAUAUUGGUUUUUUUAUUCCACCUUGAAAUCCACUUUAAGUGCAUAGAUGCAACUCUGAUAGCUAAUAGAUUCCAAGGCAUCACAAAUGAGUUCAAGCAAUCAGCUUCUAUCAAUCUGCCUUAUUCACAAGACAAGAUGUUGCCACGCUUUGGGAUAGUGAGCACCUGCGGAGUAACCCAAUUGUGCAGUUUCAAGGGCCGCCACCUGCGAGUUCUUUACAGUCAAGUCGUAUCUACAUAUUGCAACCUUUCGGUGCUGCAUCAAAUGAGGACAUGCUAAAUGACAAUCUCUUUCUUGCUUCUGACCUCCUCUUUCCGUUACUCGGAUCUCACACUUCAAAGUGCCUUUAUCAGCGUAGCGAGGACAAAGUACAGCUUUCACGACAUUGGUCGCGACUCCUUGUUUCGUGCUGCCAUCAGAGCUUCUCACCGCUUUACUCUUAAACAUAUGCACACUUCACACUAUCCCAGUUCUUAGGGCCUGUGCAUUUGAAGGUGGCGUCUUUUGCACUUUUUGGCUUGUUCUCACGGUACAGGCUGUGGUUGCUGUGUGGGCCCAAUGUCGAAGCUUUGCCCUUUGCUUUGCCAAGACAACUUAUCUCAUUUUCCACCUCCCAUAAAUCUACUGUCGAUAUGAGUUAUCAUUAUAAUCGAAGGAUGACACAGUCACAGUGACUCAGCAUGCAGCUGCUGCGCAGUGGUUCUGUUCUGGUAAAACACUGUAUUGAAAUAAAUGAAAACACUGAGGUAAUGCACAGGUAUGAAGACCGCAGCAAAUGGCAAGAAGGGUGUGACAUGACAACUUAGCUGGCAACUUGCUGAACGGUAUGUUCGUAAUAUGCUAGCGAAGCUGACUUUUUCAGUGUCGACCUGUUUCUCUUCAGUUUCAGCUGAGUCGAACACACUUGCAGUCUUUGCUUAUUUAGCAUUCUUCACCUUACACAACAUUCCCGAAAGUUGUGUCUAAGAAAGGUCUAGCAGCUCAGCUUCUGAGGUAUCUUCGUUUCCUUACAUUUAUGCUAGCCAUAGUAACCUGACUUAUUAGUAUAUGCUCUUCAUUUUAUUUUCAGCAGUUUUCUGUUGUCAUAGCUUGUCCUGCCACGUUAAGGCUCUCUUUCUGUGAAUGGCCUACAUUGGUCGUUACUUUAUUGUUGAGGGGGAGUGUUCUAGCAUUCUGACAAAGUGUUCCUUGCGCAUUAUUUUACCUUAGUUAUGCCUGCGAGUUUUACCGCCGUGCUCUCUCUUUUCCUCUCUGUUCUAAUGUUACCGGCUUUCUUUCGACAAAGACAUUACUGGGCGUGUUUUUUAAGUAGUAUGUACAUAAGACAAUAUAUGUAGUUAAAGUAUCAUAGUUUAUAGUUUUGCUUAAAAGGCAACUUGUUACCCUCUUGCCGCCCACAAUAUGUCUGUGAUGCUAGUUGCCGCUUUAUCUGGCUUUAUUUUCUUUUUUUACGGAUGGGAAUAGCAGAAAGGCUGGACUUACAGAAGCAGGUUCAUUGUGUGAUCCAUAAAUCUGUUUGUGCUGCUAGGUGUCGCUUGAUAUUCGACAGGUCCCUGCAUUGCUGGAACAAGGUUAUAGACAGAUGCAGCUUGAAGCAUACUUAGAAAGGUUAAAUUCUUGAGCUGUAAGCUAUAAAAUUAUCCUCAAAUGCAAUCAGGUUUUCAAAUUUUGGAAGCUUAUGCAGCAAAUACAUAAGAAUAAGAAGGUUUAGAGCAACCCUUUGUUUAAUAUUGUUAAAUACCUAGUGCAAGUUUCUACAAACCUACAAUUUAAUAAAACUAACUCCUUGCAUGUAUGGCUACAACUGCCUAUCUGCAAAUGUUUCUGAAGUGUUUCUAUGUUUGACACUGUCAUAUCCGGACAUGGAAGCUGGUUACUGCCAGCUCUGAGAGCUAGAGUGGUGGAUGCUGGCACCGUCCGGCUUUAAGGAGACAAGUCGGGGUGUAUGAUCAGUGCAUGCACUGAGCUCAUUACUACUGCUGGACUGUCGAUGUUGUCUUGUGCCUACAUCUGUGCACUUGUUCAGCAGUGUUCUUUAAAGCAAGCUAAAUGAGGCUAACACUGCUUAGUUCUUCUCCUUGCAGUUUUGGUUUGUUUGAAUAAGGUUCAUACUUCAGGGCUCGUGUGGUCUAGCUUCGGCAGUAUGGUCAUGCUCCAUUUUGCUACAGUGUGUUAGAAGGGAGAGAUCAGUUUACUCUUUGUUUUGAGAGCGGUGUAUGGACCCCCAACCUCCCUUGGACAUUCCUGUACGGAUACAUGGCAUUGAGUGAUAAGUUUGCAUAUUCAACAGAGGUGCGGCAUAUGGAAUGCAAUUUUACUUUCCUGUCAUGUAGAAGGAUUGAAGCAAAUAUAGCAGGUACAAGUCCGAACCCAACAGUCAUAGAUAGAGAUUCAGCUUGUGCUUUGUCAAGCAGUCGUAGACAUUCCCUCUUUGGUUAAACGUGUUGCUAAUUGAGGACGCUGUGUGCUCACAUUACACCCUCUGAACAAUACAUGUCACAUCUCGUGCAGCUUACUCAGGUUUACGAACAGUAGCUAGCUAACCAGCUUCCGUAAGUUAUUCGCUCUUCUGGCAGGUCAAAAGUUUGCGUAUAUGGUCAGCGUAGUUGGAAUGAUAAAGGAGUCAGUACAGUCAUUAAUGCUGUUUCGAGAUGUCUGCAACUUGUUUACCUGCACAGUGCUCUGUCUCACCUGGCCUUUUUUUUUUUUUUUUUUUCGAACAACAGUGUUGUGCGGAAAUCCGUUUUAUGAUUGUUGUCUCGCCUGCAAGAAGGAACAAUGAUUCGUGCAGUGUGCCCAGAGUAUAGUCAGGAAGUAGUCAAACCAGGAGACUGAACAUGGCUGCGUGAACCAUUGUAUAGGAAAAACAUUCAUGUUGUUCACCUUUUCCUAAUUAAGAGACCUGGUUACGAAAAUUGCAACUUGUGUGUUUUCGCCAGUUUGACAGUUUUGCUGGUGCUUGCGUUGUAGAUAUUUGUUCAUUUCAAAACUCAAGCGUGUGCGCACUUAUCAAUAUAGCAUUUCCCUGCGUGUGACUUUUUUUUUUCCCAUGUUGUAAACUUUCUCGCUUCCUGCAUGUGUGGUUGGCUGGUACAUGAUUGACCCACAUACAAGGAACAGCUUCAUUUUCUACAGUGGAGGCCGAGUCUUCAGUUGCAAGACUGGGCGGAAAUAUGCCUCGUAUGGUAAUGGCACUUUUCGGUGUGCAUUGCACGCUUUGCAGAAUGCAGUUCACUGUAGUCGGACACAGCUGAAGAAGUCCGUAUUGGCUCUUCUUGAAAUACUGGAGCACAGUGACCAAUCGCUCCGUGAACAAAGAAAUAGUCUUGCUCACGGGCUCGGCAGCAUUCUCCGAAAGCGCGGUCAUCGACUGCAUGGGGCCUGACAUUAGUCUGGAAUGUGCACCCAUUAGAAGAGGUUUCUGUGGUGCGCCAUUGAUGAUUAAAUGCCACAGACUUCCGACUAUAGACUUGGCCUUGUGUGAGUGAAGGAGAAAGUGUUUCGUGCUUAUUGCGAGAAGUCAUGACUGUAAUGGUACAUGUUGUACAGGAAGAAAAAAAAAAGGCAGUCACUGUUGUAUCUGUAGCUACAGAAUCUCAAAGGCGUUUCUCAAGGUGUCCUUUAUUUUUUCCUUUUUUUUUUUCGUCAUAUCUUUCCUUUCAUGUUUAUGCAAGGAAUACAUGCCAAGGCUUGUAAUUAAGUUUCGCAUGUUGGUGUGAUUUAAGUCCUGCCUUGGUGCAGCUUCCAUCGCUUGCCUAAUCUCUCACUAUUUUUUAUAAUGUGUUCAUGUUAGACGAAUCCUCACUUUGAAUUGUAUUGUUUUAAUCCACAGAAUUGCGCUCUCUGCCACAAAGUAUGCUGUUUGGCUUGUAAACUGUUGUAAAUUGGGUUAUCGAACAAUGUGCUUUCUUUAUUUCAUCUUUCUGAGUCUGUUGCCACUAGAGUGAAAAACAAAAUUCUUUAUUGCCCUACUAAUUUCUUUGUGUACAGAACCUUGUGUGUGAAGUAGUGCCCGACUUUGGCUGUGGGUGAAUGGGUCAUUGCAAAGCAACAAGUGUGUCUGGUGAACAUUGCAGGCAUACUUUUGUGGACAGCUUGCAGCGUAGCAUUUGUGUUGAAUAUCUACAGUAGAAGUAUCUGCAGGAAUGCAAUUGUGUGAUGCAUUUUUACUCAGUCCUGGGAUUCUCGAGCCACAAUAGAACUCCCAAAGCUCCUAUCACUAAUUUCUUCUGUUACCUAUAUCUAACUUCUUUUUUUAGACAGCUCAAAUGAUCAGCAUUUCACUAGCACUUGUGUGUCAUAGCAAUUUUUAACAUAUUGCAUAACAUAAGUACUUCAGAUAAACAGAGUAAAAAAAAAAAGGGAGAUUGUCUUUCUCAACCAAUUCUGCUGUACUUUAACCCUUGUCACGUUAUAUUGCUCAGGAAAGUAAUUUUCCACACACUUGCAUUACGUUAAAGACACAGAAACCCUUGCAAGGAAAACUCAGUUCAUUCAUUGCUUUAGUGGAGCAAUGCGUGGAAACUUGCUGCUGCAUAGCUCGCUUUGUCGAAAUCAUUCCAACCCAUGGCCAAAGGCCUCACUUGGUGACUUAGGAAAUCAGUGUGUCUCGAAAGCUACGUCAUAAUUGCCCGGAGGAAGCACCACUAUUAGUCAGCUUUGCAGGAGCUAGCACACAAGAUAUUGGCAUACAACGAAUGGCACAGCAGUCGGUGCGAGUGCAUUCACACAAAAUGUGCUAUGGUGUUGUGCAGGUGUGCUAGUGUUUUAGCAAGUAGGACAUGCCCGUCUGUCAGCAGGUGACGAUCAGUCCUUUUACAUAUCACUCCUGAAUAAGCUCUAUUUGUGGCACUUUCCCUUUUGUAACAAAUGUUGACAAAGCAUGGCAAUUGCUUAAGAAGUGUUUAUUUUAUACGUAUGUAUAAAUAUAUAGAGAGAGAGGUCAUUUUUAAAAGUGUGUUCGUUACAGUUACAAAUUUUAUGCAACGCUAGAUGUAUUCUGUGUGUCUGAGCCUCCCUCUGCAUUUUUUUUGUAAUGUUUGAGAUGUCGUUUUUUUAGUAUGAAUAAACGAUUGCUCUUUAAUCUGGUCCUUUCUGAAAA
Rhipicephalus microplus (southern cattle tick) is the source of this 9271-nucleotide messenger RNA. RefSeq names its product plexin domain containing lethal (1) G0289. The record is from RefSeq and is a predicted model, not a curated record. NCBI's taxonomy places the organism in Eukaryota, Metazoa, Arthropoda, Arachnida, Ixodida, Ixodidae.